Molecule: messenger RNA, 1827 nt
Organism: Oldenlandia corymbosa var. corymbosa
Lineage: Eukaryota; Viridiplantae; Streptophyta; Magnoliopsida; Gentianales; Rubiaceae
Source: the annotation of a GenBank genome assembly
AUGGGAGACGGAGACAGUAGUACAUUUGGGGAACAAUUUUCCAGGCUUGCUGGAAUUAUGUUCAUUUGGAGCACAAUUCAGCAGCUAAUCCCUCAAAGUGUUCGUCUAUUUUUGGAUAAAUUAUGGUCCAAAUUGUUUGGUUUCUACUACCCAUAUGUUCAUAUCACAUUCCAUGAAUACACGAAAGGCAUCUACAAUGAUGCCUACACUUCUAUCGCAACUUACCUUGGUUCUACCCAUUCCGGAAUGCAAUCAACCUAUCUUACCGGCGAUAAGUCCGAAGACAGCAAAUCGUUGAUUCUCAACUUGGAUGAAGGUCAGGAAAUCAUUGAUGAGUUCAAUGGAGUUCACUUUCUAUGGCGGGCUUGCAAAGAAAAGGUUGAAGAUAAUUCGUCGUCCAGGCGAGGAAUUAUGAGUGGUAUUCCACAAGAGAAGAACUCCUAUGUUCUUGUAUUUCACAAGAAGUACAGAGAUAUGGUUACAAAGACUUAUUUGGAUCAUGUGAUUCAGGGAGGCAAGGAAAUUGAGCUCAAUAAUAGACAAAGGAAGCUAUAUACAAACAGAAGUAGUGAAGAUUGGUUCUGGUUUGGAGGUAAGUGGAAUUAUAUCAACUUCCAUCAUCCUGCGACAUUUGAUACUCUGGCUAUGGACCCUUUGAAAAAGCAAGAAAUCAUCAGUGAUCUUGAUGCUUUUAAGAAAGGGAAAGCGUAUUACACGAAGAUUGGCAAGGCCUGGAAGAGGGGUUAUCUUCUUCAUGGUCCUCCAGGAACAGGGAAAUCAACAAUGAUUGCAGCCAUAGCCAAUUAUAUGGAGUAUGAUAUCUAUGAUUUAGAGCUCACAUCAGUGAUUAAUAACUCUGAGCUUAAGCAGCUUCUGAUUGACACCAGGAGUAAGUCCAUCAUUGUGAUUGAGGAUAUUGAUUGCUCAAUUGAUCUCACUGGAAAACGUAAGAAAAAAGAAGCCAGCAAAAGUGAAGAAGAAGAGAUGGAAUCUGGACAGGAAGAUAAAAUUGACAAGGACAGCAAGAGCAAGCUUACACUUUCCGGGGUGCUGAAUUUUAUUGAUGGAAUAUGGUCAGCUUGUGGGCAAGAGAGGAUCAUCAUAUUCACCACAAAUCAUGUCGACAAACUCGACCCGGCUCUGAUUCGCAGAGGACGAAUGGACAUGCACAUUGAAAUGUCUUACUGCAAAUUUGAGGCAUUCAAAAUAUUGGCUAAGAAUUACUUGGACAUUGAUUCACACCCUCUCUAUGGUGACAUCAGGCAAUUGUUAGAGGGAAAUGAUGUUCGUCCCUGCGAUGUGGCCGAAAAUUUGAUGCCGAAAACUAAUCCUGGAGAUGGUGAGCAAUGCCUGAGGAACCUAAUUCAAGCCAUCAAUGCUGCCAAAGAAGAAACAAGAGUAAGAGGGAAAAGAGGAACACUAGCAAAAAGGUUGAAAGAGACAUUCUUGAGUAAAUCCACCUUCAAGAAAUCUGCUACCAAAGUUUGACAAAGUAGUAAUGCUCUUAGUUUAGAUGCAAAUUCUGUAAUUCUGUUGUUUAAUUGUCUUAUGCAUUGAAUUUUGAUUUGACAUGAAAAAUAUCAAGAUCAAAGGUGUUAAUUUUGUUCAAUUGGAAUAAAAUCAAGCAUGUAUCAUAUUUUUACUCAUUCCCAUCGUUGACUUCACAAUUCGACGAGUCAAACGGAUUAAGUGUAGUUCUCUGUAAACUCAGGAGUGAUAGUUUCUCUCCCUGGUUGUUAUCCUUCUUUCUGGGACACAAAUGUAUUCUAAAUCAAAUUAUAUGUUGCAAAAAAGCCAGUUUUCUAAAUCGAAACUACAAUGUCUCCG